Ectocarpus sp. CCAP 1310/34 is the source of this 914-nucleotide messenger RNA. NCBI's taxonomy places the organism in Eukaryota, Phaeophyceae, Ectocarpales, Ectocarpaceae. The record is from the annotation of a GenBank genome assembly.
GCGAUAACACCAGCUGCUCUAUCUAUAAUACAUAAAAACGAGGUGCAGCAGCAACACCAGCAGCGUCGUCUGUAGAAACAGCUGCAGCAAGAGCAGCAGGCGGAGCAAGAGCGUUUCUGCAGACGAAGCUGCAGAAGCUGCGACCGAAGGCGGGGGAGGUUUUGUGGAAAACGAGGAUGAGCCUGCCGGUGGAGCCUCGGCCGAAGUCGGAGGGGGCGAGGGUGGAGUCGGAGGGUCUAAGCCCAAGCAGAGGAUGCCGCCGCCGGUGGAGCCUCGGCCGAAAGGAUGCCGCCGCCGGUGGAGCCUCGGCCGAAGUCGGAGGGGGCGAGGGUGGAGUCGGAGGGUCUAAGCCCAAGCAGAGGAUGCCGCCGCCGGUGGAGCCUCGGCCGCCGCCGGAGAGCACGAGGGCGGAGCCGGUCAUGCCCAAGCCGAGCCAGCGGACCAGGAGGGGGAGGGCGGAGGGCUGCACGGAGGAGAGGCUCUCACGGAGGCCCGCGGCCAGAAGCGUGGUCUACCGGAGGGCUUUUGAAGGUGGAGCCGGGACCGGAGGAGGCUCUGUAAAAAUUGACCUGUGGCGCCCCAGCCUACGUCGGAGGGGGCGAGGGUGGGGUCGUCCAAGCCCAAGCCGAGGAGGGGGCGGGCGGGCGGCGGGCAGGAUGGAGGAGAGGCCCCCGCGGAGGCCCGUGGUCAGAAGCGUGGUCUACUGGAGGGCUCUUGAAGGUGGGGCCGGGACCAGAGGAGGCUCUUUGGAAAUCGAGGAGGAGGCCACCCGUGGCGCCCCAGCCGAAGUCAUAGGGGGCGAGGGCGGAGUCGGUCAAGCCCAGGCCGAGGAGGGGGCGGGCGGCGGGCAGCAUGGAGGAGAGGCUUCCGCGGAGGCCCGCGGUCAGAGGCGUGCUCUACGGGAGGACUUUUGA